Molecule: messenger RNA, 1829 nt
Organism: Xiphophorus couchianus (Monterrey platyfish)
Lineage: Eukaryota; Metazoa; Chordata; Actinopteri; Cyprinodontiformes; Poeciliidae
Product: solute carrier family 22 member 13-like
Exons: 10
Coding region: 144-1748 (534 amino acids)
Biological process (GO): transmembrane transport
Cellular component (GO): membrane
Molecular function (GO): transmembrane transporter activity
Source: RefSeq, a predicted model, not a curated record
UGCUGUCGUGAUAACUGUUGUUCCCCUCGAAGGAGUUACAAAGGCAGUUACAAGGACUAUCUUAUUUGUGAUUAGUUAAAAAUUAAACCUGUCUCUACUGUGUAGAUCUAUGAGAAGCCUCUGUUAAACGUCCACAUGCCAAGAUGAGCGGCUUCAGAGACGUCCUGAAGGAGGUCGGGGAGUUUGGUUUGUUUCAGAAAACCUUGCUUGUUGCUUUAUGCAUACCCAGCAUUUUCCCGGCUUUCGAUGUCAGCAGUCAGGUGUUUGCGGGGCUGAGAUUCUCUCACUACUGCAACACUGACUGGAUCUUGGAGAGAGGUCCAAACUUGACAAAAGAGAGACAAAGGAACCUCACCAUCCCGGUGGACAAGGAUGGGAGAUUUGAAAAGUGUAGCAUGUUCACCCCCGUGGAUCUGGAUUUGGAAGCUAUUGAAGCAUAUGGCCUCAACAGAACAACAGAAUGCAUCAAUGGCUGGGACUACGAGGUUCAACAAGGAGCCUCGAGCCUUGUCACAGAGUUUGAUCUAGUUUGUGGCAAAAGUGGGUUAAUCGAGGCAUCGCAGUCAAUCUACAUGGCAGGUAUCCUUAUUGGAUGUUUACUGGUUGGGGCUAUUUCUGACAGGUUUGGUAGAAGAUUUGUAAUCCUGCUUUCACUUCUCCUUCUACUGUUGUUUGCUGUGAUUACGGCUUUCUCACCAAACAUCUACGUUUACAUAAUCUUUAAAUUUUUAUGUGGGUCUUCUGGUGGUGUCAUUAUUAUGAACACAUGUGUCAUGGCGGUGGAGUGGACUGACGUUUCAAAGUCUGCUCUUUGCACAACGUCCAUCAUCAGUUUCUUUUCAAUUGGACAGAUGCUUCUGUCUGGUAUUGCAUAUUUGACGAGAAACUGGAGGAUCUUGCAACUUGUGCUCUUCAGCCCUCUUGUCAUAAUCCUGUUGAUCUUCUACUGGCUUCUCCCAGAAUCAUCUCGAUGGUUAAUGACGCAAAACAGGAAGGAGGAGGCUGAGAAGGCACUCCACCGGGCAGCCAAAGUUAACAAACGAAGAGUACCAGCACAUCUGCUAGAAAAGGUAAAUUUGGAAACUACUCCAGACAGAAAGAGCAUGAUGGACAUCUUCCGCAUAUCAUAUUUGAGGAAACGCACUCUAAUAAUGAGCUUUAACUGGUUUGCAGCCAGCUUCCUGUUUUAUGGACUGAGCCUAAAUAUAGGGAGUUUCGGCCUAAAUAUCUACCUCACGCAGUUCAUCUUUGGCACUGUUGAAAUUCCUGCCAAUGUGGCUUGUUUGACUAUGAUUCAACGUUUUGGGAGGAGAAUAUGUCAGGCAGGCUUCCUUUUCCUUGGAGGAGUUUCUUGUUUGGUUGCCACUGCUGUCCCAAGAGCUCUACCUGUGGUUGUGACAGUCAUUGCUAUGAUGGGAAAAUUUUCUGCUGCUGCUGCCUUCAGUACAGUCUAUGUCUAUACAGCUGAAUUAUAUCCUACUGAUAUAAGACAUAGCGGUAUGGGUGUAAACUCUAUGUGUGCUCGAGUGGCGGGCAUCCUCUCACCACUGGUCAGGCUCUUGCAAGCCUACCACUACAGCAUUCCCAUGGUUGUUUAUGGCAUCAUCCCGAUGGCUGCUGGUUGUUUCAGCCUGUUGCUCCCUGAAACACUCAAUGUUGAACUUCAAGACUACAUUGAACUGAAAAAAGCGACAAAAGCACCAGAGGGGAGCCAAUGCUGUGAUGUAGGAACGGAUGAGAAACUAUAAAUUUGAAUAUAAACUACAUUGUUGUAACAGAUCUAACUCAAAAAACAUUUUAGGAGGAACUGAUUAAAUAUGUUAAAUGUG